This is a messenger RNA of Oncorhynchus masou masou (cherry salmon), 613 nucleotides long. RefSeq names its product protein unc-13 homolog B-like. The transcript is spliced from 5 exons. Gene Ontology annotation, cellular component: neuromuscular junction; plasma membrane; synaptic vesicle membrane. The coding region runs from base 203 to 613 and encodes 136 amino acids. Lineage: Eukaryota; Metazoa; Chordata; Actinopteri; Salmoniformes; Salmonidae. Gene Ontology annotation, molecular function: syntaxin-1 binding; diacylglycerol binding; calmodulin binding. Gene Ontology annotation, biological process: presynaptic dense core vesicle exocytosis; neuromuscular junction development; synaptic vesicle priming. The record is from RefSeq and is a predicted model, not a curated record.
CUGGAGCAGCUUUCGUCUAACUAAUUCCUCAUCGAAGUGAAUGGCAGCGGCUCAUCAUCCAUGUCCUGAACUCGGAAGGGACUGGGAGGGUAGUUUUGCGAUGCAACAAGCGUUUGUGGAGUAGGCUACAUCCAUCGAAACGGAAUAGGUUGUUUUGAAAUUCUUGGCAGACUGUUGCGCCAGGAAAAAAAUCUCAGAAGCGAUGUCCCUGCUGUGCGUCAGAGUAAAGAAAGCCAAGCUGCAUGGGCCUCCAGAUAAGUUCAAUGCCUAUGUGACACUGAAGGUGCAGAAUGUCAAAAGCACGACCAUCACGGUGCGCGGGGACCAGCCAUGCUGGGAACAGGACUUCAUGUUUGAGAUCAGUCAUCUGGAGUCAGGCCUGGUGGUAGAGCUGUGGAAUAAAGGCCUGAUCUGGGACACCAUGAUAGGAACCUCCUGGAUACCCCUUGACACCAUCAGACAGUCAGAUGAGAACGGCAGAGAUUUCUACUUCAAUGAGUUGGUAGCUGUGGGUGUACUUCUCAUUCCAGACAGCCCUAAUACCUGGGACUCAAAAGAGGAAGAGACGUCACAGAGGAAUUAUCAUGGUCCAUACACACCAACACAGUCAUGA